Ogataea polymorpha is the source of this 666-nucleotide messenger RNA. RefSeq lists its product as uncharacterized. The record is from RefSeq and is a predicted model, not a curated record. Bases 1 to 666 code for a protein of 221 amino acids. The transcript has a single exon. NCBI's taxonomy places the organism in Eukaryota, Fungi, Ascomycota, Pichiomycetes, Pichiales, Pichiaceae.
AUGUCGGACGACACAUUACCGUCUCUCGAGGAGUUCAAACUGCACAAUCUCCUGAAAGCUGUACCCGAGGCGCAGCGGGAUUUGACACAGGCAAUAUUGCGAGUAAGCAGGUGCUACACAAAGGACCUGGACACGCAAUGUGAGCAAAUUAUUAGCAUAGAGAAGGAAGAGGUGAUGGAUAGGCUGGACCGUGUGCAACGCAGUUAUGAGAGCAUUAAAGCUGUCGAUAGGACGAGAUACAUGGACCAGAUAAGAUGGCUGGAAUCUGAGAUGGCUGAUGUUGCGCAGCACUUUGCCUCCUCAAAAGAGCGAACUGACCGUCUCGUGACAAAAAUCAAGCGAAUAGAAAAAAUGAUGCAGCUGAAAGACCGGUUAUUCGACGCAAAAACGUUCCAUUAUGAUCAUUACAAAGAGCUGUACCAGUAUGGCAUGCGCAAGGACGCAAGGGAAACGAGCCCGCUGAAAGAGCAGCAGUUUUUAAGUCUCGAGCAGGAGAUAGGGGAACUACGCAGACAGCGGUCCACCAGCAUAACGCGAAUCCAUAACCCGACCCACUUGCUGGUCCACGAGGAGCCCGUCACACAAAUUUCGCAAACUGUCGCUACCGCGACGUCGCCGCAAUUAGACCACGAUGUGUCCACCACGUUGCGUGGGUACGUUAAGUAG